Molecule: messenger RNA, 3071 nt
Organism: Anoplopoma fimbria (sablefish)
Lineage: Eukaryota; Metazoa; Chordata; Actinopteri; Perciformes; Anoplopomatidae
Gene: snta1
Product: syntrophin, alpha 1
Cellular component (GO): dystrophin-associated glycoprotein complex; neuromuscular junction; sarcolemma
Molecular function (GO): structural molecule activity; protein binding
Source: RefSeq, a predicted model, not a curated record
CUCCACCCCCUAUCUCUUUACAGGACUGCCAGCCCGUCUAGAGUUAUUCCAGGAAUGCGUUGAACAUGGCUGCCGCGAUGAAGGCGCAGAAAACGGGACUGCUGGAACUCCGAGUGACGGUGGACCGUUGGAUCCGGGUGUUGGCCACUCUUACCGAGGACACGCUCACGGUUAACCCCGGGGAGGGCGUCGAGGAGCCCGCGAAGCCCAGCCCGAGUCUCGGCGGUGCGAUCAACGGAGACCCCCGAACCUCAGCUCGUCCGGUCCCAGAAACCAUCACCAACGUGAAGCGCACCGUGCGAGUCACCAAGCAGGACGUCGGAGGGCUCGGGAUCAGUAUCAAAGGUGGGAAGGAGAACAAGAUGCCGAUCCUCAUCUCCAAGAUUUUCAAAGGCCUGGCUGCCGACCAGACUGAGGCGCUUUAUGUUGGUGACGCCAUACUGUCCGUCAACGGUUAUGACCUACGGGAGGCCACGCACGAUGAGGCUGUGCAAGCGCUGAAAAAAACUGGCAAAGAAGUCAUCCUUGAAGUGAAGUACAUCAAGGAGAUGUCGGCGUUCUUUAAAAACUCGGGGUCCCCCGGGGGCGGCCUCCCCUGGGACUCUCCCCCCUCCACGCCUCAGAGGGGCACCGAACUCUCCCCCGCUGAGGUGAAGGAGCCCUGCAGCAUCCCGCUGAAGAUGUGCCAGGUGUCACGGAAACAGUGCCCCCCUGACACGGAGAACAGGUAUUUCGAGGUGAUUUCUUCCAGCAGAAAGAACUCUGUGUUCCUGCGGGCCAAAGACCCGGCCAUGGCUCAGUCCUGGUACAACGCCAUCCAAGCCGGCGCUGCCAGCCUUUUGCCGCGAGUGAAGGAGGAGAUGAAGAGCAUGCAGCUUGGCAUGGAGGUCAAACAUCUGGGCUGGAUUACAGAGCAGGUGACCCAGGGUCCAGAGAAACCAGUGCUGGCCAUGCUGACCGACAGAGACCUGCUCCUGUAUCCGUCCCUGCCUGAAAGCCACGAGGUCCUCGGCAGCCCCACCAAGAGUCACCCGCUCAUUGCUACCAGACUGGUUCACUCCGGCCCAGGGAAAAGCUCCCCCCUCCUGGACUCUGACCUCUCAUUUGGCCUGCGUUCGGGCACCAAGCAGGGCGUGGAGACCCAUGUGUUCAGGGUGGACUCUGCCAAGGAGCUGUCCACCUGGACUCAUCUGCUGGUGGAGGGUUGCCAUAAUGCCGCUGAGCUCAUCAAGGAGGUCACCACGGCCUGUAGUUGGAAUGGGAAGGCGUGUACCCUGGGAGUCCACAUUGAUGAGGGUUUCACACUAUUCACAGAAGAGAUAGGUGUCAAGAAAAGUAUUCUGCUCCAGCAGCCCUUCGAGCGCCUAAGAAUGUCCUCAGAUGAUGGGAUUCGCAUGAUGUUCCUCGACUUUGGAGGCCCAGAGGCCGAGAUUCAACUGGACCUCCAUUCUUGCCCCAAGACCAUAGUCUUCAUCAUCCACUCUUUCCUGUCUGCCAAGGUCAAGCGACUGGGCCUCCUGGCAUGAUAACGGUCAACCACACCGGAACAUCAGCAGAAGGAAUAUUCAGUAAACACACAGUCAGAAGACUCUGAAACACCAGAGGAUGCAGCCCAGGACAAGGUGCUGACUCACCACCUUCUUCUCAGCCCUCCUAGGCCUCUAAGAAAUGAUCGUCUCUGGUCAGGCUCCUGUUGGUCUUUCUAAGGGAAUGAAUAGAAGACUGCAACAUUGAUGAACCUUUGUUGAACUUGUAGUUCUAAGGUAAAGAGAGUUUUUCACAUUAUGGCGCAAGUCAGCAGCCACUAAAGGGAUCUGACAUCUGUCAAAUCUUUGACAGCGGGUCAUCACACUCUAUGAUGGCAAACUGUGUGAAAUGACAGCCUGCAUCUUAAUGUUUCUAAGCUUGAAGUCCCAAACCAUUUCAUGUUUUUCUGCGCCAUUGUUAAGUUUUGUUUUGUUUCAUGAGUCACAGCAGGCCUUUGUCAUGAGCAUCCUUUCAUCUUUCAAUCGUUGCUUUAUGCGCUGUGAGCAGUCAUAACAAUAAGUUAUUUCACUGAUUGAUGUUUGACACACUUUUUUUUUUUUUUUUUUUUUAUAAGGCAGCUUCAGUGGAGUGACAGAAUGACAUGACUGAUCACUACAUGAUCAAUAGUCUGAACUGAACAAUGUACACAAUACAACUAUAACCAUGUGCUUUUUUUUUGUGAAUGCUUAAGUUGCCUUUACCCUGAAUUUUCUUGAAAAAAAGGUACAUACUUCUUACUGAGGACAACUUCUAAAAUGUCAAAUCAAAUAUAAUUUUCAUUGCAGCUCAACCACUUCUUUUUUAUUCUCCUUUCUGUUUCUCUUCUUCACUGUUUUAAUUGUGCUCAUCCAUGGCCUAACAAAAAGAAAUGACUAACAGAGAAUAUUAAAAAAAGCUUUUUUUCUUUUGUGUUUUAGCUUAACCAAUAAGUUAAAUAAAAUGUGUUAUUAUCUUAACAAUAUAAAAAACCUUCUUGAAUCUGGAUGGCCAGAGUCAGACAGUAUGACUCUGCAGUUUCCUUUCAUAUGAGCCCAUGUGAAGUACACAAUAAGAGCUCUUGUGUUUUUAGAGUUCUACCGAUAAAGGUUGUUUCAUAAUCAUGUAUUGAUGGAUGACAAACGAUUAGCUGAAAGAGUGCCGGUUCAGCAAAACUUCUUAUAAGCUGUCAAGUACAAUACAAGUACAGAGUUUUAUAAUACUUUUUUUUGUCCUUUUGUUUUCAUAAUUGAAUCAUAAUAGAGGACAAACGGUCCCCAUCAGAAAGCACUGAAGGUCCAUUUUCUACACAUAUUGUCCACAUUUAAGUUUGUUGUUUUACAAUAUAAAAGAUGUUGAGUUGUUAACAUCAUAGAGUGUUUUUUGGUUUUUUUUGUCAUUUUUUGUGCCGACUGAACAUCCAACAACUUGGGGCCUUCUCUCUGUGUCCAACACUAAACAGACCUGUAUUAAUAUAUAUUUCAAAACUAAAACCUGUUUGCUUUCAAGAAUAAAUGUAUUGUAUAUUCUUAUUUAAACAAAGGUGUGCCUUGCAGGGUUGUUUGUAU